UGGAUAUCCCAAGUCUUUAUGUUUCAUAUUUUGUUCUCACUUUUGUAACAAGUGACUUUUAAAGUUACAUACCGACGAUUAAAGAGACUCACAAAUAUAUCCACUUUUAAUAAAUCACACUUCAGAAAUUAAUCUCCUAAGACGCCGAUAACUGUGUUGAAAACUUUAUUCACAUGAAAUCAACAGAAGAAUUUCAAGAUCUAUAUACUGGAAAAAUUCAGCAGCCACAAAGCAUAAUACACAGUUUACUAUGUGCCGUUGUGUAACAGAUCAGGUAAAAACAUUUAAUUUUGGAUGUUCUCAUGGACAACUCAAAGUCAGAAUGACCGAUCAGCGCAUUGUGAUUAACGUUAGUGGUCUUCGAUUCGAAACUCAUACCGACACUCUAAAUCGUUUCCCAAAUACACUACUUGGAUGCCCGUUCCGAAGAAGCCGUUAUUAUGAUUCCCUUAGAAACGAAUAUUUUUUUGACCGCAAUCGUCCAAGUUUUGAUGCAAUACUCUAUUUUUAUCAGAGUGGUGGAAGACUUAGAAGACCUGUUAAUGUACCAAUAGAUGUUUUUACGGAGGAAAUAAAAUUCUAUGAUCUAGGGGAAGAAAUUUUCGAACGUUAUCGUGAAGAUGAAGGAUUCACUAAAGAGGAUAUUCAUAUUCUACCUAAAAAUAAAUUCCAAAGGAAAGUUUGGUUACUUUUCGAAUACCCUGAGAGUUCAACUGCAGCAAGAUGUAUAGCUAUUAUUUCCUUAUUAGUCAUUCUUAUAUCAAUUAUUAUAUUUUGUGUUGAGACGCUACCACAUUUUAGGCACUAUGAACUUCAAUUUAUCGAAGAUUCUAAUGAACUACCAAUAAUUUCUGCCGUUGAUACUCCUCAAGUUACUGGAACACUAUUUAUUUUAGAAUCUAUAUGUGUUGUAUGGUAUACCUUUGAAUUAUUAAUACGUUUUGCAGCUUGUCCACAAAAGUUAGCAUUUUUUAGACAAGUAAUGAAUCUUAUCGAUGUGGUAUCAAUUAUUCCUUAUGCUAUUUCAAUAGGGGCACUUUUAGCUGAAGCUAACAAAGGCCAAAAUCAAGCUAUGUCAUUAGCAAUUCUAAGAGUGAUCAGGCUUGUCAGAGUUUUUCGCAUAUUUAAAUUAUCACGUCAUUCUAAAGGACUACAAGUUCUAGGGAGGACUCUCAAAGCAAGUUUUCGAGAAUUAUGUUUACUUUGUUUUUUUUUAUUUGUUUGUGUGGUUCUGUUUUCGGCUGCAGUUUAUUUUGCUGAAGUCGAUGCUAGUGAAGAACAAUUUCCAAGUAUUAUUGAUGCAUUUUGGUGGGCAGUAGUGACAAUGACUACAGUAGGAUAUGGAGAUAUGAGACCUGUAACAAUGUGGGGAAAGAUUGUGGGUUCAAUGUGUGCAAUUGCUGGCGUUCUAACUAUAGCACUUCCUGUACCUGUUAUUGUAUCAAACUUUAAUUAUUUUUAUCAUAGAGAGUCAGAAAGUGAAGAACUAACUACGUAUGUCCAUGUCUCAGAUGAUCAAAAGGGUUUUAAUUAUCCUGAAAAUAAAGCUUUAGGUAAUUUUCAUGAUGAAACACUUGAGGAUAAAAAUGAAGAAAAAUACAAAGGAAGGAAGGCAACAGUAAUUUUACGACAAUCAUUUUCACAGCCAUCUGACCGUGAAAGAAUUUCUUCUGUAUUAAGUAGUACUUUAAAAAAUCUUGAAGUAGAACAUGAAGAGGUAUCCAGUUGUAUAGAUUCAUUAGGUGAAUUAGACAAUCUAUGCAUGGAAGCAAGAAAUUCUCAGGUGAAUACAAAUCAAGCCUCUAUAUCAUAUAGACAUCAUCAUCAAGCUUUUCAAGAGGUUAUGCAAAAACACGAUAUGCAAACACAGCGAUUUAAAGAUCUAUAUCCUCAACAAUUGAUAGCAUCUAAUAAUAAAAGAAUUUCACUUCUAACUCAUUCAACAGUUUUUCCAGAAGAAUCUUGUUUGAACAAAACGUGAUAUAUAUAAUUUAUUAAUGCUUAUCAUGUAUGUUCACUUGGUUGUUACUUCUCUUAUUAUUCGGAUUUACUAAACUGGAGAAUUUAUAAAUAUUGGAUACACAAUAACCAAGUUAAUUAUAUAUUUACACAAGCCUUCAAAAUAUAUAUUUGUUUAAAACUCCGGUGUUUAAAUGAACGACGAUAUUUAACAUGUCCUGUUAUGAAAUGUUUUUAUUUGAUCAACAUUUAAUGAAUAAGACAAAAGACUUAAUGUUAAAAAGAUCAAUGUAUUCUCCACACACACACACACACACACACACACACACACACACACACACACAAACUUUCCUCUGCAUUUUAUAACAUCCUAAGAUGGAAAUUCAUUCUAUAAAAAAGAUAUUAUUGUCAAUGAAUAUUCAAUUGGACACGAACAAUGGAAUACAAUAAACACAACAAUUUAAUCAACACUUUCAUAAUCAUUUUUCAUUUCUUAUCAUUUGUACAUGAAUAAAUGAAAUACAUAUCGUUAAUAUUACAAAAGAUUUAUCUUUCAUUAAAUAAAACAAAACUAAUCAAGCUGGUCUUAAAAAUUAAUUCCAUUAACAAAUAUUUCAUAAAAACACAAUAUAUAUUUACAUACAUAUAUAGUGAUCUUUAAGUUUCAUAAGUUAAGAUUUUUAGAACAAUAUCAUAUUCAAUGUUUGUUUGUUUUUCAAUGUAAAAAAGAAAAAUUAUUAAUUACCAUUUAUUGAAUGAUUUCGACAAUACCGCUUUGUUUUUUCUUUUUCAUUCUCCUUGUUUUAAAUAAACAAGAACGAAAUUGCUUCGUUGUAAAUUAUUUCACAUUUAAAUUAUAAAAUGAUUUUUGUACGUACUAUGAAUAAAUUGAAAGUAAUGAAAAUUGUAAA
Molecule: messenger RNA, 2870 nt
Organism: Schistosoma spindalis
Lineage: Eukaryota; Metazoa; Platyhelminthes; Trematoda; Strigeidida; Schistosomatidae
Source: the annotation of a GenBank genome assembly